Messenger RNA from Ambispora gerdemannii, 1359 nucleotides. The record is from the annotation of a GenBank genome assembly. Lineage: Eukaryota; Fungi; Glomeromycota; Glomeromycetes; Archaeosporales; Ambisporaceae.
AUGCCUUAUGUAGAGGUUAAAACAAAUGUCAAGAUCCAAGAUCACACUAAAUUCUUGAAAUCUCUAAACGAUCUAUCGGUCAAACUUCUCAAAAAACCCAAUUCUUAUAUCUCUGUCAGUUUACAAGACGAUGUUUCGCUCCUCUUUGCCGGCACUGACAGUCCCGCGUAUGUUGUGCAUGUGAACUCGUUGGGUACUUUUGAUAAUUCAGAAUAUAAUAAAGAAAUCUCUAAACAAUACUCGGAGUUUUUGCAACAAGAAUUGGGUGCAACCAGUGAUCGUGGAUAUAUUUUCAUGAAUGAUGGUGGACGUCAAAAUUCGCUAUUAGAUAUUUACAAUAUUGUGACAGAGGAGGCGGAUAAAGAGCAUGACAAAGAAGAAAAUAAAUCGAAAAAGAAAAUAUCAAAAAAUCGGCUUAAGCGAGAGGCUAGACAUAAAGCUCUUUAUGAAUCAUUUGAAAAACGGUUCAAUGCCUUUUAUUUACAGCAAUAUGAUGAUGAAAGAUGGAUAGAAUUAUAUGAUGCUUUAAAACAGCCGGCAAGACAUUGCGCCAUGAUUAAUAAAUACACAGAUCAAACAACAAUAUCUGAAAUGCUUGAAUCAAGAUUAGAGAGAUUAACGUAUUUAGAUAUUCCAUGUUAUUCGUUUCCAAACCGAUUUCCACAACCGAAGGGAGACUCAAAAAAUAUAUUUGACUAUUAUCUUCUUGAUGCAGCUUCAGUUUUAGCAACUCAAGCUUUGGAUUUGAAACCAGAUGAUUCUGUGCUUGAUGUUUGUGCUGCACCAGGUGGUAAAUCUUUGGCGAUUCUUCAAAGAUUAUCCGCAAAUGGUUCCCUGACAGCUAAUGAACCAUCUCUUGAUCGUCGACGUAGACUCAACCGAGUCAUUUCUGAUUAUAUUCCAUUGCAACUACAACCUCGUAUUAAUGUAGUUCGCGAGUAUCUAAAAGAGAGUUAUCUAUACGAUAAAGUAUUGGUGGAUGUUCCAUGUUCUGCGGAACGACAUUUACUCACCAGCGAAACAGAAUUCGAACAUUGGAAUGAAAAUAGAUCUAAAAAACUUGCUAAAAAACAAUUUAUUAUUCUUUGCGAUGCGGUAAAAUCAUUGAAAGUUAACGGGUUACUUGUUUAUAUAACAUGCUCAGUUAGUCGAUUGGAGAACGAUGAUCUUACGGAACAAUUUUUGCGUGAGAGUUGGGUUCCAUUGGAGUUGAUCCAAAAGGAAUGGCCUAUUGGUGAGAAAACCAAGUUUGGAUGGAUUGUUUUACCGGAUAGGAAUGAUGGAUGGGGACCAAUAUAUUUUUCAAUUGUGAAAAGAGUUGGGGCGUGGAAAGAUGAUAUUAAAACAUUGCGGUCAUAA